GAGAAAAGAGACAACAAGGAAGGAAGAAUGAUGAUGAGUUGGGUGAGAGAGACAGUCCUCACUCUUCCCGGUGUUUCGUGUACCUUUCUUCUUCUUCUUCUGUUGGCUGUGAUCUUCCUCAAGAUAGUUCACAAACUAUGGUGGACUCCAACUCGAACACAGAGAUUCAUGGCUUCUCAGGGAAUCAGAGGUCCUUCUUACAGACUCAUCCAUGGAAACAACAAAGAAAUCAGCAACAUGCUAACGGAAGCCAUGAGCAGACCCAUACCGAAUUUAUCACAUGAUGUACUAUCUGCAGUUCAACCUCACAUUCACUCAUGGACCAAGAGCUAUGGGAAGAAUUAUCUACAAUGGCAUGGUCUUCAACCAGUUUUGGUCAUUACAGAACCUGAGUUAGGCAAGGAGAUUCUCAAUAACAAAUAUAGGGUUUAUACAAAACAGAAGCCCAGUAUCUAUGUGAAGAAGCUAUUGGGAGACAGCAUUUCCAUGGCAGAAGGUGAAAAAUGGUCAAAACUGAGAAAGAUUUCCAACCAUGCCUUCCAUGGAGACAGCUUAAAAAGUAUGAUUCCAGACAUGAUAGCUAGUGCUGAGACGAUGCUCGAAGGGUGGAAAAAGCAUGAAGGAAAAGAGAUUGAGGUGUAUGAACAUUUUAGGUUAUUCACUUCAGAAGUGAUUUCUAGGACAGCAUUUGGCAGCAGCUAUUUAGAAGGGAAGAAUAUUUUUGACAUGUUGAUGAAGUUAAGCUCUGUAAUAUUCAGAACUGCUCACAAACUCAGGGUUCCUGGCAUCAGCAAGUUUUAUAAAACCAGUGAUGAGAAGGAAUCAGAGAAGCUUGAGAAAGGAAUAGGAGACACCAUAAUAGAGAUUGUUAAGAAAAGAGAGAGGGAGGCAGUGACCGGAGAAGAAGGCAGCUUUGGGACUGAUUUUCUUGGAUUGCUUUUAAAGGCUCGCCAUGCUACCAAUGACAAGCAGAGGAUUUCAGUGAAUGAAUUGGUCGAGGAGUGCAAGACAUUUUACUUUGCUGGACAAGAAACGACUAACUCUUUGCUUGUUUGGACUGUCUUUCUUCUGGCCCUCCAUCCGGAAUGGCAAGAGGAAGCAAGAAAGGAGGUCCUGCAGUUAUUUGGCAAAAAAACUCCAAAUCCUGAUGGCCUUGCCAAACUAAAAACGAUGAGUAUGAUCAUCAAUGAGUCUCUGAGGCUAUAUCCUCCUGUCAUUUCCCUUGUACGAACAGUGGAUAAGGAAGUUAAAUUGGGAAACCUCAUUAUACCUGCUAAUGUUGAAUUGCUUGUCUCAAAUCUAGCACUUCAUCAUGAACCUCAGUUCUGGGGACAAGAUGUGAAACAUUUCAAACCUGAGAGAUUCUCUGAAGGUGUUGCUAGUGCUACUAACAACAACAUGGCUGCAUUCUUACCCUUUGGAAUGGGACCUAGAACUUGUGUUGGCCUCAACUUUGCCACCAUUGAAGCAAAGAUUGCUCUUUCAAUGAUUCUACAACGCUACUCCUUCACCCUUUCCCCAGCCUAUGUCCACUCGCCCUUUCAGUUUCUCACAGUUCGUCCACAGCAUGGACUUCAAGUAAUUUUACACUCAGUAUGAGUUGCGAAGACCGAAAUUUCACGUAAAAUCUUGCAUUCCAUAUAUAGGAUAUUGUAGCCUGUAAAAUGAAUAAACAUAACUAUUGGUAUUUUAACUUUCACACCAGUGGUGGCAUUUGUACCAGUUCA
Rosa rugosa (rugosa rose) is the source of this 1727-nucleotide messenger RNA. RefSeq names its product cytochrome P450 CYP749A22-like. The transcript has 5 exons. NCBI's taxonomy places the organism in Eukaryota, Viridiplantae, Streptophyta, Magnoliopsida, Rosales, Rosaceae. Gene Ontology annotation, molecular function: monooxygenase activity; heme binding; iron ion binding. The coding region runs from base 28 to 1599 and encodes 523 amino acids. The record is from RefSeq and is a predicted model, not a curated record.